Chaetomium globosum CBS 148.51 is the source of this 2313-nucleotide messenger RNA. RefSeq lists its product as uncharacterized. The transcript has 2 exons. Gene Ontology annotation, cellular component: cytoplasm. NCBI's taxonomy places the organism in Eukaryota, Fungi, Ascomycota, Sordariomycetes, Sordariales, Chaetomiaceae. The coding region runs from base 1 to 2313 and encodes 770 amino acids. Gene Ontology annotation, biological process: Ras protein signal transduction; protein ubiquitination. The record is from RefSeq and is a predicted model, not a curated record. Gene Ontology annotation, molecular function: ubiquitin protein ligase activity; zinc ion binding.
AUGCCACCGUACGAUUACCAUCUCAAGCUCGAGCUGUACGCGACGCCCGAUCCGACCGCGCCGGCACCAGGAAAGCAAGUCGGCCGCAGCAGCAGCAACAGCAAGGCUGCCACACCCGACCACGAUAUCUGGAUCCCCGCUCCCGGUGCAAACAUUUUUGACGAGCUCCCCUCCCACCCGCGACCUCAACUCCAACGAGAGAAACUCGCGCAACCGAUCCCCCCGCGCUGGCGGCAGUGGGACCUCAGCCUCGACAGUCCCUACAGCGACAGCGAGCACACAAGUAGCAGACACCGAACGGCGACGUAUCCAAGCACAGUCGCUGUGCCGGUGAACUCGAGGGUCAUCGACUGCGGCGCGCGCCGCGGUGGUGCCGCCGGACCUCACGGCACGGCUCCCCUCGAGAGCGCACAACCGUUCCGCCACCGAUACGACGAGCACACGCCCAGGGCCGAGGACGGGAUCGGCCCGCGCACGGCUGUUCGCGACUGGCGGUUUGGACGGGUCCGCGUCGAGAGCUUCGAUCUUGCUGCUACUACAGACAACGGGGAGAUCGGGAUGGCGGGGAACAAACAAGAGCGGGGUGAGGCCGCCACGGCGGCCACGGCCACGCCGGCUGCGAGCUUGGGACCAAAUCUGGGCGGGAUGGGGUUGUCGACUAAGGCGAGGUACGCCCCGCUGGAGACCAAGAAUACCGAGGCGGGGUGGGGGGUUGUCCACCUCUACCGGGAGGGCGAUGAGCCGGGUGUGAUGGGGGUAGCUCAGGAGACACAUCAUGGGCCGGAAGACGGGAACAGCAGGGGGCAAGAUAGUGCCGGAGGAGAUGAAGAAGGCACGAUUCUGUGUAUACCGGCUGUUCCCAGCUACAUGUCUCCCAGUGACUUUUUGGGGUUCAUCGGGGAGAAGUGGAGGGGAUGUGUCAGCCAUUACCGGAUGAUCAUGACCGGUAGAGUGAACCGGUAUAUGGUUUUGAUGAAGUUUCGGGAUAGCUGGAAAGCCCAGGAGUGGCGGAAGGAGUUUGACGGGAAGCCGUUUGAUAGCGUGGAAACCGAGAUCUGCCAUGUCACUUUCAUCAAGUCGAUCAUAGUUGAGACACCGAACGAGGCCAACACCCAAAGAAAACAUUCCGAGGGGAACAACGAUCGCUUCUCACCUACCUCUCCACUGGCCAAUUCCCUCAAACCAUUCCCACCGCCGACUCCAAACCUCAUCGAGCUCCCGACCUGCACAGUGUGCCUCGAGCGCAUGGACGACACUUCCGGCCUUAUGACCACACUCUGCCAGCACGUAUUCCACUGCACAUGCUUGCAAACCUGGAAAGGCUCGGGGUGCCCUGUCUGCCGGGCGACGAACCCCAAACCCACAGAGGAGUACGAUUCCGACAACCCGUACUCGCAGCCGUUUGGUUCGGGCGUCUCCAACAUCUGCAACAACUGCAACUGCACCGACGACCUCUGGAUCUGUUUAAUCUGCGGAAACGUCGGCUGCGGGCGCUACAACGGCGGCCACGCCAAAGAGCACUGGAAGAUGACGGCGCACAGCUUCAGCCUCGAGCUCCAGACCCAGCACGUCUGGGACUACGCCGGCGACAUGUGGGUGCACCGGCUGAUCCGCGACAAGGGCGACGGGAAGGUGGUCGAGCUACCGCGCAACACCACCAACGAUCGGCAGUCCCGGGCGGCCGCGGCAACCCCCGGCGGAGGCGGCCCAGCAGCCCAGGAGGACGUCGUCCCGCGCGCCAAGCUCGACAGCAUCGGCAUGGAGUACACCCACCUCCUCACCAGCCAGCUCGAGAGCCAGCGCGUCUACUUCGAGGAGAUGGUCAACAAGGCGGCGGACAAGGCCGCCAAGGCAUCCGCCGCGGCGGAAUCAGCGUCAAGCCAGGCCGCCGAGGCCCUGAAGCAACUCUCUGUGCUGCGCGACGAGCACCGAGUACUCAAAAACGAGACGGUGCCUGCGCUGGAGAAGGAGCUGGCCAAGGAAAAGGCGCGCGCGACUAAGUCGGCCGAGCUGGCGCGGAGCUUAAGCAAGGCGCUGCAGGAGGAGAAGGAGGUCAGCGCGGGGCUGAUGACGCGCAUCGAGCAUGUCAAGGGGGAGGCCGAGGGCACGGGAAGGCUGGUCGAGCAGCUGCGGGCUGAGAAUGAGGAGCUCAAGGAGAUGAAUCGCGAUUUGACCAUGUUUAUUAGCGGGCAGGAGAAGCUGCGCGAGAUGGAGAGGGAGGGGAGGGUUGGGCAGGGCGAGUUGGAGGAUGGCACGGUGGGUGUGGCGGAGGGGAGUGGUGGGAAGAGGAAGGGGAAGGGGAGGAAGAAGUGA